GUUAAGAGCGAUAAAGAUAGAGACGAUUCGUUGGCGGUGAGACUGGUGGUUGAUAGAGAAAGAGAGAAAAAGUACCAACGUAUGCGAGAAAGAGAGAAUCGAAGAGAUGCCAGGAUUCGCGGCUCCUACGCAGGUGGAGAUGGAUGCUGUACGGGGAUAUCCAUAGUGUACGUGCGAGAGACCGAGAAAAGGCUAGAGAGAGAGAGAGAUGGAGAUAGAGACAAAGAGAGAGAGAGAGAGAGAGAGAGAGAGAGAGAGAGAGAGAAGUGCGAGAUGAGAGGGGAGACGUGAUCUUCGGAUCCUCGUUGAGUCUUGUGGAAGGGAGAGAGAAUGAAGGAAGAGAGGAGGAAGGAAGAAAGGAAGGGAGAAUGAAGGAAGGAAAGAAAGAAAGAAGAGAAUGAAGGAAGAAAGAGUGAGAGAGAGAGAGGGAGAGAGAGAGAGAGAGAGAGAGAGAGGGCAGAGGUAGUCUUUCUCGGUCGAGUAGGUAAGAUAAGGACGAGGCGGACAAACGGACUGACGAAGAGUAUCCAAGGUAGGGAUAUUCAGUCUCUCGGCCACGUGCUACACGAGCGCACGCCCCGAGCCGGCCGGUGGUCCAGACACGACGUUUCCUUCGUCCUUUCUUCUUCGCCCCUGUUGUAUCCAACAUUUCUUCUUCCUCUCUCUCUCUCUCUCUCUCUUACACUCCCUCUCUCUCUCUCUCUCUCUCUCUCUCUCUCUCUCUCUCUCUCUCUCUCUCUUGCUCUCCUUUUUUUGUUCGUCUUAUCAUAUCCCCCCUCUCUCUCUAUCUAUUUAUGUAUCUUUUCCAACUUUGUUUCCUUUUGCUCUCGUCUAUCAUCAUCUCUUUCAUAUAAACGAUCCGAGAUGUAUUUCAAAUCGAGAAGUACAUAUAUUUCGGUGUCCUUCGAUUGAAUCACGUAUUAUUGAGGAUAUUACAAGGAUCUCUGUGAAUUACUUAAAGAGAGAGAGAGAGAGAGAGAGAGGGGGAGAACAAUUAUCAACAAGUGCCAAGAGAAAUUAUCAAACGUCAAAGUGUCUCUUAGUGACCUUGAAAGAUUUGCGAGCGUGUCGAUGUAUCGUCGACAUUGUGUUUAAGGAAUUAAGAAGGAAGGAAGAAAGGAAGUUGUCCUGUUAAGAAGUUUGCAAGAUAUUUCUCCCGUUGACGUUCGGCCCACAUGCCAAGCAAGAGACAAAGAGAUAAACCACGGGGGGAGAUACUAGCAAGCUCAGAGAAUUAUCGUGGAAAAGAGAUAGCGUCGUAAGGAAACAGAAGAAGAACAAGAGAAACAGGAAGAAGAAGAAGAAGAAGAAGAAGAAGAAGAAAAGGAAGAAGGGAGGAAAAAAAUGUUGAUACGAAAUUUCGUAGGAAGAACGGAGGACGAAUCUUGCUAUCGGCAAGCGGGAGGAUUUGCAUCGAAGGAUUAAAGGACAUCGAAUGGACGUGGGUGAUAUAUCGAGCUCGAUAGGAUUAUCUGGGAGCGGAUCCAAUCCCGGAAAUACGAGUGUUGGUGUUAUCGCGAAUACAACAUCCAGUAGCAAUACCGUAGGGUGGUGGACGCCUACGUCGAGCAUCGCUUCGGCACCGGCCACCACCGACGUGAUGAAUCAACUUUGCAGAGUUUGCGGAGAGCCGGCCGCGGGUUUUCAUUUUGGAGCCUUCACUUGCGAAGGUUGUAAGUCGUUCUUCGGGCGUACCUACAAUAAUCUGGGCAGUAUAUCUGAAUGCAAGAACGGUGGUGUCUGUGUGAUCAACAAGAAAAAUCGAACAGCUUGUAAAGCUUGCCGACUAAGGAAGUGCCUGAUGGUCGGUAUGUCCAAGUCCGGUUCGAGAUACGGCCGCCGUUCGAAUUGGUUCAAGAUCCACUGUCUGCUUCAAGAGCAGACACAUCAGGCGCACACGCGUCUUAUCAAGGACCCAAAGUUGGCAUAUGAAAAAGCAUUCGGCUCGUUGGACGCGGCAAACAAUAACAAUAAUAACAAUAACGAGAACGCCAGUACGACCAGUGCAAGUGGUAUCAUUGGAAUGAUCACAACUGCGACAACGACGGCGAAUAGUUACCAUCAUCAUCAUCAUCAUCACCAUCAUCAUCAUCAGCAGCAACAGCAGCAACCGCAACAGCAGCCACAGCAGCAGCAGCAGCAGCAACAACAACAGCAACAGCAACACCAGCAGCAACAUCAUCAAGAUAGGAUAGGCAAACGCGAAGAGGCGGCGUUGAGGCCGCAGGACAUUUCGAGCCAAUUGAGAUCGCAGGAAUUAUCUCCACGAUCCAGUCAGGAUCAAAUUGGUAUGAGGACAGCGGAAUUAGGAAGAGCCCCUCAGGAACUUCUUAGGCCAGAAGUUUCGAGGAGUAGCUUUCCAAUGUGGAGAGGACCAGCGUUCUUUCAUCCAGCAUUAACGCACAUGCAACUUUUAAAUGCUCCAUUCUUUCCCUUUCAACAACGCUUCAUCGUUCCGUAUGUUAACCAAAUCGGAGCACCGCCCAUGUUAGCGAGUCUUUCGAGUUCCUCGAGUGAGAGCGUCAGUCCUCGAUCAACACCCUCACCAACGAGGACGAGAGACGAAGAUAGUCGAGUUUUGAGAGCUCGAUCGAGCCUCUGCGGGGAAGCGGAUCGAUCGAGGCCAAGAUCGGCAGACGAGUCGCGAAUUUACGACAAGAGUCUUGCAUUUCUAAGAUCUCUCGGUCCUGAGCAAGAAGAGCCUAUCGAUCUCAGCGUCAAAGCUGCCGUGGCUGCUGCGGAAGCGGCUGCCGCUGCCGCCGCCGCCGCUGCCGCUGCUGCCGCUGCUGCUGUUGCUGCUGCAACGGCAACCGGAACUGCGACCAAGCUAGAAACGAGAGAGCCGGAUAUAGCUAGUACGGAAGAGGAGAGAUCGACGGAUAGCGAGGACAAUGAACUCCUUCGUGACACGGGACCACCGUUGGAUCUCACUAGGAAAACAUGACCUUGGAGUAGAUCCGAAGAUUCUUGAUAGGAACUUCGAGACGUCCUCCUCAAACGCUUUUUCUUCAAAAUCUACGUGGAAGAAAUAGUGUUACUUUUGAUUGUAACGUGAUUCUCUAUUUAGAAAUACGUGAACUUCACUUAAUUCAAAAGGAAAGAGGCUAUAUAUUUCCUUUUGGCUUCUUUAUUGGUGGAUUCUUACCCAAAGUGUGUUAUUUACAAGGAAUGAUCGUGUGCCUUCGAUAGUGCCUUUAAGCUCUCUCUCUCUUGGCUAUCGGCUUAGCGAAGAGAGUCAAAAUGUGCCUGAUAGUUUAACAUUCAUUAUGAUUACCGUCCGUAUAAUUAUGCACGGCUCGUUGCGUGAUAACGCGUGUUACGUUUAUGUGCCGACGGAAUCCAGGAACGAAGUAAUUUUUUUUUAUCAUUAACGAAGGAAUUUUCUUAAUUUUAUCGCGACACGUGUUUUAUUUAACAUAAUAACGGAGCCUUUCCUUUAGCCUAUCCUUACGGUCGAUCUUCUAAAUAAAAUAUAACAAAAUGUGGAGAGACUCUUUCUUAAGAUACGUAAGUAACUAUCUUGUUACGUUGUCUUGAUGACAUAGUCAUUUAUGUUUUUUGUGCCUUAAAAAAUAUAUGAAUAGUAUGAAAUCGUGUGUACCUACCUAUAUUUUCUUAGAACGACUCUUCUUUUCUUCCGAUCGUCGUGUCUUCGAAAGUGAUUUUAUUGCGAAUGUUACGAGAGCCACCAACGUGGUCACGAUCGAAUUUUUCAUGAUGUACGAAUUAAAAAUAAAGAAUAUUCUGUAUCUGCGUGCAAUAUAUAUUUAGAAUGAAAGAAUAUAUUCGGAAUAUUUUGUCUUAUCUUGUCACUUCAACGAGAAA
Messenger RNA from Vespa crabro (European hornet), 3825 nucleotides. RefSeq names its product zygotic gap protein knirps-like. The transcript is spliced from 4 exons. Bases 1436 to 2944 code for a protein of 502 amino acids. The record is from RefSeq and is a predicted model, not a curated record. Lineage: Eukaryota; Metazoa; Arthropoda; Insecta; Hymenoptera; Vespidae. Gene Ontology annotation, biological process: regulation of DNA-templated transcription. Gene Ontology annotation, molecular function: DNA-binding transcription factor activity; sequence-specific DNA binding; zinc ion binding.